AUGAGUAAUCAACAGGCCACAGUAAAUGAACAACCUAGUAGCCAAAUCAAUCAUAGUAAGCAGGUGCCAUUUGGCUUAUUGCUCCCUAUCUUGAUUCCCCAACUUGCCAAAGAUAGAGCAAUGCAACUUACAACAUUAUUUAACAAAUUGAAGAAAGAUGAAAUACCCAAAGAUCAUUUUGUACGGCUUAUGAAAGGGAUUGUGGGGGAUCAGAUGCUUAGAAUAGCAUUGACGAAAGUGAAACAACAAACAAAAGCCAACGCAGGUUCUUCUGGACAGCAGCACCCUGUAAGGAUGCCAACGGUUACUUCCAGUGGAACAAAAUUUAAUGAUCCCCAUGCAUUAGCACAACUGCAUCAGAGAAGUAUGAAUCCUGCUACAGACCAUUCUCAUAAUACUUCUUCAGCUAUCCAAGUGAAGAGUGAACCGACCUAUUCAACUGUGGACAUUGGUGCUAAAAAGUCUCUGGAACAUGAUGUUCGAGUUUUGCAACCAAAUCAAUUACCAUCAUCAGGUUCUAAUGCCUUCAGUCAAGAAACUGAAAGAUCCUCAGUUCACAUACAAGGCCUUAAUAAGCAGCAACAGCAGCAUAUACAUUUCCCAUCGACAUAUGGAAGUAGUGGUGGUAACUAUAACCAUUUUUCCGGGACAACUACUGGUUCGUCAUCUCUCAAACCACAACCUCAUCCUCAUGAUUCACACAUAAGACAAAUUCCUCAUCAGAAUAUUGGUUUAAAUCACUUGGGUGUAGAACGACAAAGUUCUUUCACUGAUCCUAAGAGAAUGCCAGCAGAACAAAAUUCUGGCUUGUUUUCAUCUGUUUCAUAUGUAAAAAAGGAACCUAACAACCUUUCUAUUGAGCAGCAACAUAGGAAUCAUUUAUCUAAAUUGCAUGGGUUGCCUUCUGUUAAUUCUGGUCAAACUGAACAGGGUAGUGGUGUCAAUCAAGGCACUGUAAAGGAUGAGUUUUCAAGAGGUUCUUUAGCACUCACUAGCAUGCCACAUACAACAUCUUCUAGCUUGCCCACAUCAAGCUCUGCAUCUCAACUAGAUCCAACCAGCCAAACCCAGUUUGAUAACCCGAAUGAUUCAAAUAUGGAAGAGAUGCCCAUUGUACUGACAAGGUUAAGUUUAAAACUGAGCUGCACACUAAUACAAACGCUAGCAAUCAACACAAGACUAAGCUUGGUGGGAAGGCUGAAACUUCAAAAAGGCAAUUUAUCUAAUCAGAAUAAAGAGGCGGUACAAGUUGAAUUAACUGACAAAUGGUAUCUUAAUAUGCCAUUUUUGGAUGUUCCUUUGUUAAGGUUGCUGAAGGAAUUGUUUGUAGGACAGAAGCUUGAAGAAUGGGAAACAGAAGAUUAA
Molecule: messenger RNA, 1365 nt
Organism: Vicia faba (fava bean)
Lineage: Eukaryota; Viridiplantae; Streptophyta; Magnoliopsida; Fabales; Fabaceae
Source: the annotation of a GenBank genome assembly